Messenger RNA from Zingiber officinale, 3320 nucleotides. Its product is annotated as cation-transporting ATPase HMA5-like. Gene Ontology annotation, molecular function: ATPase-coupled monoatomic cation transmembrane transporter activity; ATP hydrolysis activity; ATP binding. Gene Ontology annotation, biological process: monoatomic cation transport. The transcript is spliced from 9 exons. The record is from RefSeq and is a predicted model, not a curated record. Lineage: Eukaryota; Viridiplantae; Streptophyta; Magnoliopsida; Zingiberales; Zingiberaceae. Gene Ontology annotation, cellular component: membrane. Bases 112 to 3147 code for a protein of 1011 amino acids.
UUACUUGUUACAGCCUUUCUUCGAUUUUCUGCCAUUUUUUCACCUCUUUUUAAUCCUCCCUCCUCCUCCUCCUCCUCCUCCUCUCAAGUCGUCACUCUCUGGAGUUCUUCGAUGGCUCCCAGCUCGCGCGACAUCCAAUUGACGGCGGGCGGCGGCCGCCGGGGCAUCUCGUUGAGGGACGAGGACGGCGGCGACUUCGAGGGCGUCCGCCUCCUCGAUUCCUACGACGAGGAAGCGGCGGCGGCGGAGCCAGCGGGGACCGGGAGGGGGGAUUCGGAGAAGGAAGUGAGGCGGAUUCAGGUCAGGGUCGUCGGGAUGACGUGCUCGGCCUGCACCAGCGCGGUUGAGGGCGCGAUCUCCGCCCUCCCUGGCGUCGUCCGGGCCUCCGUCUCCCUCCUCCAGAACAAGGCCCAUGUCGUGUUUGAUCCCGCUCGCGUAAAGGAUGAAGACAUAAGAGAUGUGAUUGAAGAUGUAGGAUUUGAAGCCGAACUUCUUCCAGAAUUUAAUAAUAGCCAAACAAGGUCCCAAAAGACCUUGACUGGGCAGUUCAGGAUAGGAGGCAUGACUUGUUCUGCCUGUGUAAAUUCCAUUGAAGGUAUCUUGACCAAACUUCCUGGGGUGAGAAGAGCUGUUGUUGCUUUGGCAACCUCGUUAGGAGAAAUCGAAUAUGAUCCCUCAGUCAUUAAAAAGGAUGAAAUUGUUUCUGCUAUUGAGGAUGCGGGCUUUGAUGCUUCUUUUCUGCAAAGCAGUGAGCAAAAUAAAGUUUUGUUGUGCGUUGAUGGACUCGCAAGUGAAAUAGAAGUACGGGAUAUACAAGGAAUACUAAGGAAUCUGAAAGGUGUGUGUCAGUUUGUGGUGAAUUUUAGCCUUUCAGAAGUGGAAAUCAUCUUUGAUCCAGAAGCUGUUGGUUUGCGGUCGAUUGUUGAUUCCAUUGAGAAAGGAAGCAAUGGUAAGUUAAAGGCACAUGCACAAAGCCCUUACACACUAGCUACUUCAAAUCAUGUAGAAGAAUCCUCAAAAAUGCUUCGGCUUUUUCUCUCCAGUCUGUUACUCAGUAUUCCUGUCUUCUUCAUACGGAUUGUUUGUCCUCGUAUUGGUUUAUUCAGUUCUUUCUUGCUCAUGCACUGUGGACCUUUUCUAUUGCGAGAUUUAAUCAAAUGGGCGCUAGUGAGUAUUGUUCAGUUUGUUAUUGGUAAAAGAUUUUAUGUGGCAGCGUAUAAAGCACUAAGACAUUGGUCUAUGAACAUGGAUGUUCUGGUUGUACUUGGGACUUCUGCAUCUUAUUUUUAUUCAGUUGGUGCACUGUUGUAUGGCACAUUUACUGGCUUUCAUCCUCCAAUAUAUUUUGAGACAAGUGCUAUGAUUAUUACAUUUGUUUUGCUUGGGAAAUAUUUGGAAGUUGUUGCCAAGGGUAAAACAUCAGAUGCUAUCAAGAAGCUGGUUGAACUUGCCCCUGCAACAGCUAUGUUGUUGAUCAAAGAUGAAGAAGGGAGAUAUAUAACGGAAAAAGAGAUAGAUGCACUCUUAAUUCAACCUGGUGAUAUCUUAAAAGUUCUUCCAGGUUCAAAAAUCCCUGCUGAUGGUAUAGUAGUUUGGGGUACAAGCUAUGCUGAUGAAAGUAUGGUCACUGGUGAAUCCAUACCAAUCCCCAAAGAAGUUUCUUCUACUGUUGUUGGAGGUACAAUGAACUUACACGGUGUCAUUCAUAUUCAAGCCACAAGAGUAGGAUCUAACACAGUUUUGAGUCAGAUCAUUUCUCUGGUGGAGACUGCCCAGAUGUCCAAGGCUCCAAUCCAGAAAUUUGCAGAUUAUGUUGCCAGCAUCUUUGUUCCCAUUGUUAUCUCCAUCUCCUUGUUGACAUUCUUGGGAUGGUUUUUCUGUGGAUUAUUGGGAGCUUAUCCUGAUUCAUGGAUCAAGGAAAGUAGCAAUUGUUUUGUUUUCUCACUGAUGUUCUCAAUAUCUGUGGUGGUUAUUGCUUGCCCUUGUGCCCUUGGUCUAGCAACUCCAACAGCAGUCAUGGUAGCUACUGGUGUUGGUGCUUCUCAUGGAAUCCUAAUCAAAGGAGGUGAUGCUUUGGAGAGAGCUCAGAACAUCAGCUAUGUUAUCUUCGAUAAAACAGGAACUCUCACCCAAGGAAAAGCUGCUGUUACCACUGUAAAAGUUUUUGCAGAAAUGGAACUUGGAGACUUUCUCACUUUAGUUGCAUCUGCAGAGGCUAGCAGUGAACACCCUCUUUCUAAGGCAAUCCUAGAUUAUGCCUAUCAUUAUCACUUCUUCGAUAAGCUCCCUACAAGUGAUGCCGCAAAGCAGAGUAGAGAUCAAAUCUUGUCAGAAUGGCUUCUGGAAGCCAUCGACUUCUCUGCUCUUCCUGGGAGAGGUGUGCAGUGCUUGAUCAAUGGAAAAAGAGUCCUGGUUGGCAAUCGAGCUUUGUUAGCUGAAAAUGGGGUCACUGUUCCUACAGAAGCUGAAAAUUUCUUGGUUGACUUGGAAUUGAAUGCUAAAACAGGUGUUCUUGUGGCAUAUGAUGAUAGUUUCAUUGGAGCCCUUGGGAUUGCAGAUCCCCUAAAACGAGAAGCAAUGGUUGUUGUACGAGGCUUACAGAAGAUGGGUAUCUGUCCAGUCAUGGUGACUGGCGAUAAUUCAAGGACUGCACAUGCAGUUGCAAAGGAGGUUGGAAUUGAAGAUGUCAGAGCUGAAGUAAUGCCAGCGGGAAAAGCAGAUGUGAUACGCUCGCUUCAAAAAGAUGGAAGCAUAGUCGCAAUGGUUGGUGAUGGCAUAAACGACUCCCCUGCUCUUGCAGCUGCCGAUGUCGGAAUGGCCAUAGGUGCUGGAACAGACAUUGCUAUCGAAGCUGCAGACUACGUCUUAGUGAGAAAUAACCUUGAGGAUGUGAUCACUGCCAUCGACCUCUCAAGGAAGACCUUUGCUCGGAUCCGGUGGAACUACUUCUUCGCAAUGGCAUACAACGUCAUUGCGAUUCCUAUUGCAGCUGGCCUCCUUUUCCCCCUCAUGGGACUUCGAAUGCCGCCAUGGUUGGCAGGCGCUUGCAUGGCUUUCUCGUCUGUAAGUGUCGUCUGCUCGUCUUUGCUUCUUAGAAGGUAUAGUAAACCUAGGCUCACCACAAUAUUGCAAAUAACAGUAGAGUGACUGUGUGAAUCUCUUGUUGUGCUUUUUACUACAAGAAUUUUCUUGCUGUACGAGUGCCGUCAAGAUCUUUGAAAAGAUCAAAUAGAGGACCAGCCAUGCCAUUAGCCAUGGAUGGUCUGCUUGUUCAUAGAAUUCAACUCUAAAUUGAUAUAUGAUAUUGCCUUGUUUUCCCA